Molecule: messenger RNA, 2067 nt
Organism: Lodderomyces jiufengensis
Lineage: Eukaryota; Fungi; Ascomycota; Pichiomycetes; Serinales; Debaryomycetaceae
Product: non-canonical poly(A) polymerase
Exons: 1
Coding region: 1-2067 (688 amino acids)
Biological process (GO): RNA 3'-end processing
Cellular component (GO): TRAMP complex; nucleolus
Molecular function (GO): poly(A) RNA polymerase activity; mRNA binding
Source: RefSeq, a predicted model, not a curated record
AUGGGUUCAAAAAGGAAGAGAGAUAAUAAAGAAGAUAGGCGUCUACCCAAACAGAAAAAAUCAAAAACAAAUGGAAACAUUGCAAUUAAAAGAAAAUCAAAUUUUAAUUCAUUUGAAAAUUUAAGUCCUGAAGAAAAUUCAGAUUCAGAAUAUUUAUAUGAUUAUAAUAAUAAAGAAAACUCGGAUGAUGGAGGUGGAUUAGAUUUAAUUGAUAGUGAUGAUGAAGAAUUACAAGAAAAUAUUGGGUUCGAUAGGCUAAAUGAAAGUGAUAAUGUUGAAGACCAAUAUAAUUCUGAUGACGAGUAUGAUCCAAAUGACUUUCAGAUACCAACUAAUGAUAACAAUAAUAAUAAUGGUAAUAGUAAUAAAAACAAUAAUAAUAAUAAAAAUAAUAAAGUUGAGAAUGAAGUAACGAGGAAUCAAGACUUUAUAGGAUUUGGAAUUUCAUCAUCCGACGAAGACGAACAAGAAGAGGAAAAAGAAGACGAUAAAGAUUACGAUGACGUAUACCCAGAAGAUGAACAUGGAAAUUCUAAGAUUCAAACGACCAAUUCACAAUUUCCUUGGAUUAAAAAUCAUGAUCAUUCAAGACAAAAAGAAAUAGCAGAUUGGCUUACUUUAGAAAUUAAAGAUUUUAUUAAUUAUAUAUCACCACAUAAAACAGAAAUAAUAACGAGAAAUAAAAUUAUAAAUAAUUUAAAAUUACAAAUUUCAAAAUUUUGGCCAGGUACAGAAACUCAUGUAUUUGGAUCAUGUGCAACUGAUUUAUAUUUACCUGGAUCAGAUAUUGAUUUAGUUAUUAUUCUGGGAACUGGAGAUUAUGAAAAUAGAUCAAGAUUAUAUCAAUUAUCAUCUUUUUUAAAAGCUAAAAAUUUAGCUAAAAAUGUUGAAGUUAUUGCUAGUGCAAAAGUUCCUAUUAUAAAAUUUAUUGAUCCUUUAUCUAAUUUAAAUAUUGAUGUUUCUUUUGAAAGAACAAAUGGUUUAGAUGCAGCAAGAAGAAUAAGAAAAUGGCUUAAUUCAACACCUGGAUUAAGAGAAUUAGUACUUGUAGUUAAACAAUUCUUAAGGUCAAGAAAAUUGAAUAAUGUACAUGUUGGAGGAUUAGGUGGAUAUGCAACUAUAAUAAUGUGUUAUCAUUUUAUGAGACUACAUCCCAAAAUAUCAACAAAUGCAAUGAAUGCUUUAGAUAAUUUAGGAGUUUUAUUAAUUGAAUUUUUUGAAUUAUAUGGUAGGAAUUUUUCAUAUGAUAAUCUUAUAAUAGCAUUAAAUAAUCAAACAGAUGAACCAAAAUAUAUAAAAAAGGGUAAAAAUGCCAUAUUAAAUACUUCAAGAAAUCAAUUUGCCAUAGUUAUACAAGAUCCAGCUGAUCCAACAAAUAAUAUAACUAGAUCAUCAUAUAAUUUACGAGACCUUAAAAAAGCAUUUGGAGGAGCUUUUCAAUUAUUAGUUACAAAAUGUUAUGAAUUGAAUGCUGCUUCUUAUAGAAAUAGAUUAAAUCAACUGAUAUUGGGUGAUAUUAUAAAAUUCAAAGGAAAACAAAGAGAUUUUAAUGAUGAUCGUGAUCUAAUAGUAAAUGAUGCAUUAAUAAACGAAAUAGAAUAUAAUGAAGAACAAGAACAAGAAGAUAAUGAUGAUUAUGAUCCACUGGAUUAUAUGGAUGAAUUUAAUACAGAUAAAAAAAUUAGUAAAAAUGGUAAAUAUUAUUUUUCAGAUAUGACAGUAGAAAGUGAUGAUGAUGAUGAUGAUGAAGAUUCUCAAGAAGAAGAAGAUUAUAAUCCUAAAACUAUAAUUAAAACAAAACUUGCGAAAAAAUCAAGAUCAAUUACUCCAACUCCAAUUACAAACAAAUCAAAAGAUACUAAAAAAUUAGUUGAAUCAUUUUUAAGUUUGGAAAAAGAAGAAGAAGAAGAUCAAGAAGAUCAAGAUAAUGAGGAUGAAAGUCAAGAUGAAAUUAAAAAUUUUUUACCUAAAAAGCCAAUGUCAAAUUCACCUAAUUUACCAAGAAAACCAAAUUUAGAUAAAGAUAUUAAAAGAGAUUAUUGGAGACAAAAGGGUUUAGAUAUGUGA